GUCCCACAGUCACUUUAUUUCCUCCAAUCUAUUAUGUUCAUUUUGUUUGGAUAAUGGACUUGGCUUUCCCAGCUGAUUCAAUUUGAGGUGUUGGCAUAGCUGGAAGCUUCCAGUUGGCUCUCUUGCAUUCCUUUGGUCCCAUCCCAAUACCUCCCUUACAUUCCAAUCAUUCACUCCCUCUGUUGCUUCCUAUCUGGCUGUGAGCGAGGUUUGCACUGCGAGCUGUGCUUCAGCCAUGACAGUAGUUUUGCAUUGUUUUCAGAGGUGGCAGAAGCCACAGAGGUUUAUUCUCUGAAGCCUCUUCAAGAACAAAGGCCUCAGGUUAGCUGCAUGGGCCUGUCAAAAGAAAGAGAGCAGCAUCUGAAGGUAAACGGAAUAUGGCAGGCCCAGGCAUAGGAGGACGUUGUUCUUGAAAAUUACACUUAACUUGUCGAAUGCCUGCCAACCACAUUUAACAUGCCAUUCAAUUUUGUUUUUUGUAUCGCCUUCCAUUGAGAUCCGUUGGCCAAGUAGGUGCCCCUUUCCACAGAUCUCUCAGAGCAACUAGCAUCUUUUAUAAAAGGAAGCUGCGAUAAGUCUCCGUUUGGGAAAUUUCCCUGGCAUCAGCAGAGGCCUUCCUUCCCGUUCCUUCCAAGGCAAAACGAAAGCAGCUCCGCCAUUGGCUGAGCCAAAGCAACAGUAACUAUACGCCAACCCGGACUAUUCCGGGUUGUCGGGCGACAAGCUUCUAAGCUAGGCCGCCCUAUCCGAUCCUGCGUUCACACGAGACGUUCCGGGCACGGCUUGGGCUCUGCGCGAGUCGUGAGGACGGCGACCGCCGCAUUUCCCCGGCCGGGAGAUGCUCGGGACUUCACAUGGAGCUAUGGACAGGAAGCGACUCAUCACCGAUUCUUUCCAAGUGGUGAAAAAGAAACGAGGCAGGAAAGAAAGAAAAGAGGCUCAGAGCCCACCGCAGGACUUAGUUCAAGCAGAAUCUCACCUACAAGAUACUGCACCAUCCGAUCAGCUGGAAAUACUGAAGCAGUUUGAUCUCAGCUGGCAGUAUGGUCCCUGCACUGGAAUUACCCGUAUGCAGCGCUGGGAACGAGCCAAAUUCUUAGGACUCAAUCCCCCUACAACUGUGUGGGAUUUGCUCCUGAAGUAUAAUAAGGACCCUUUUGUUAUGAAUAGCUGCUUCAGUGCUGUAGGAGUAAGUACACUGUCACCACUCAACAUUAAGGAGACGAUGACAAAUUCAAGAAGUCCCAGAUAUGGUCUCCCUUUGCUUCCCUUCCGUGAGUUCAUUCCUCUCCUCCUCGGCUUUGGCCAAGAACGUGCUAGCUUUGAAAGUUGAGAGCUGUGGGACAAGAGCGGACUCCGGAUGGAAUGUUUGCGUAAGUUGACCAUUAAAUAGUGUCUGCCACAAAGGAUGCUGUUGUGCCACAGAAGACAGCCCAGCCCAUUCCAGCUGCUUGGUAAGGGGAUGGAGUGGCCAUGUGAAAAAUCAACCCAGUCCUCCCCUGACAGUAAUGGUGCUCUGAAUUUCUUUC
Molecule: messenger RNA, 1529 nt
Organism: Crotalus tigris (Tiger rattlesnake)
Lineage: Eukaryota; Metazoa; Chordata; Lepidosauria; Squamata; Viperidae
Gene: POLD4
Product: DNA polymerase delta 4, accessory subunit
Exons: 7
Coding region: 839-1333 (164 amino acids)
Biological process (GO): DNA synthesis involved in DNA repair; DNA-templated DNA replication
Cellular component (GO): delta DNA polymerase complex
Molecular function (GO): DNA-directed DNA polymerase activity
Source: RefSeq, a predicted model, not a curated record